Sceloporus undulatus (fence lizard) is the source of this 3842-nucleotide messenger RNA. It is a transcript of the gene LIPI, whose product is annotated as lipase I. The record is from RefSeq and is a predicted model, not a curated record. Bases 653 to 2062 code for a protein of 469 amino acids. The transcript is spliced from 12 exons. Gene Ontology annotation, molecular function: lipase activity; carboxylic ester hydrolase activity. Gene Ontology annotation, biological process: lipid metabolic process. NCBI's taxonomy places the organism in Eukaryota, Metazoa, Chordata, Lepidosauria, Squamata, Phrynosomatidae.
UUAGCCUUCUCUCUGACAGAGCUCUGAUGCCACAAUAAACUACAGUUCCCAGGAUCCCCUAGCACUGAGCCAGGGCAGUUAAAGCGGUCUCAAAGUGGACCCCAGCUUUUUUGUGGCAUAAGCUUUCUUGGAGAAAAGGUCCAUUUUAUAGGCCAGAGAUCUAAAUGCUGCUGUUAGUCCUGACCAGAGGACUCAAGAUGGCUCACAGCAAAUUAAAAAUCAUAUGCAUGAAAUGUACUCUGGUGCCACAACCAACUACAGUUCCCAGAAUGCCAUAGCAUUGAGCCAGAGCAGUAAAAGUGGUGUCAAACUGAAAUAUUUCUGUGGUGUGGAUGAAGCAAGAGAGGGUGGUGGCAAGAACUGACAGAGUUUCCUGUUGCAUACUACAACAAGUUCUGUGGAGACACAGAACCCUGUGGAACCAGGUCAGUGGGAAGGAGCUUUUGUGGUUUAAAAGGUACAGGUACAUGGAAGGCAUAGAAACUGCCUCGCCUAUUUAAGCUGGAAAGGAGGAGCCAUAGAUUGCACAAGUGUUGGGUUUCACUCUGCCAAGUGCUUCCUUCUGUACACCACACCUAUUUUAUCAGCGACACUUAAUGGAAUACUGAAGUGAAAGCCAGCAUGUUACCAGGAAACAGCAAAGUCCUCUCAAAUGUGGAUGGUACGUGCCGCUGUUCAAAACUCACCAAUGCUGAGACUGUGUAUCUUCACCUGCUUCUUGGCAGUAAAAGCAGAUGUAGAACAAGAAUGUCCUAAAUUUACUGAUUUAAAUAUAGGUAAUGCGUUGAUUGGUACAAAUCUGAAAGUGCAAAUACUUCUGUAUACAAGGAGAAAUCCAAACUGUGCUGAGAGUUUCAGUGACCGUGAUGACUACAAUCUAACAGCAUCUAUACAUCUAAAUGUGACCAAGAAAACGAUAAUUAUUAUCCAUGGCUACAGACCCACAGGAGCUCCACCAGUGUGGAUUGACAAAAUUAAAGAUCUACUGCUUGAAAGAGAAAAUGUCAACAUCAUAAUAGUGGAUUGGAAUCGGGGUGCCACAACAAUGAAUUAUCCUAGCGCUGUUUCAAAUGCCAAGAAAUUGGUAGAUAUCUUGAAGAAUAUGAUUGACCAAAUGCGGGAAAAUGGAGCAUCUCUCGACUCUAUUUAUAUGAUUGGAGUAAGCCUUGGUGCUCAUGUAGCAGGAUUUGUUGGAAAGGCAUACAAUGGCAAAAUUGGGAGAAUUACAGGUCUUGAUCCAGCAGGACCAUCAUUUACUGGAAAGUUGCCCCAUGAAAGAUUGGAUUACAGUGAUGCACAGUUUGUUGAUGUUAUUCAUACUGAUAUUGAUGCUUUGGGCUACAGGAAACCUUUGGGAAACAUUGAUUUCUAUCCAAAUGGAGGAACAGAUCAACCUGGAUGUCCAAAAACAAUACUUGGUGGAAUAGCUCAUUAUUUCAAGUGCGAUCAUCAAAGAUCUGUUUUUUUGUAUAUGUCAUCUUUGGAAGACAACUGUAAUGUAACUGCAUACCCUUGCGAUUCAUAUGUAGAUUAUAGGAAUGGAAAAUGUGUGAGCUGUGAAGCUUUUCAUCCACUUCCAUGCCCAGUUCUUGGUUAUUAUGCUGAUAAAUGGAAGGAGCGUUUAAUUGAAAAGAACCCUCCUGUGACAACAGCAUACUUUGACACUUCUGACAAAGACCCAUUCUGUAUGUAUCAUUACUUUGUGGAUAUUAUUAUCUGGAACAAAAUCAGUAGGGAAGGUUUCAUAAAAAUCAAAAUAACAGAUAAUGCGGGAAACACAACAGAAUCCAAAAUUAAUAGUGAUGCAGCUGCAUUUCACCAAUAUAAACAAGCCAAGAUACUUGCUGGAUUCUACCCAGAUUUUGACAAUAUAUCAAAAAUUGCCUUGACAUACUCAACCAGCAAUACAGUUGGCCCAAAGUACAAGCUUAGGGUCCUAGAAAUGAGAUUAAAGUCUCUUUCAAAUUCUGAAAGGAUUCAGCUAUGUAGAUAUGAUUUCACAUUGCUUGAAAAUAUCGAAACAACCUUUAAACCUAUUCCAUGCCAUGACAUCAUUGAGUGAAACAGUAACUUCUUUUAAGGAUAAAUUUUCAGACAGAAAUGGCAUUAAGUUAACCUGGCUCUCUUGAGAAACGCUAAAGUUGCAAAAAAUUAUUUCUCUCUUUGAGGAUCACAGAAUGAACUUCUGCAAGAAAUUCAGCUAUAUCCAGCAUGUUAAGAUACAUAUCAUAUCCAUAAUCAGUUUCUGAUUAGCAAGAAGUGUAUCAAUGCUGUGAAUCAUCUUUUUAUAGACUUUUCAGUCUUGCAAGUAGUUCCAUUGAAUUUAACCAUAAUGACAGUUUGAUCUCUAUAUGUAGGAUCAGAACUCAUAAAAACUUGAAUUUUUCCUCAGUACCUUUGGAAAUAUGUAGCUCUGUUUAAUGUGAAUUUGAAUGGUCAGUAACUCAGGAGGCAAAAGUCCUUUUCAGGUGUGACUAAGCAUGCACAGGACCAAAUGUGAUUACCAAGCCCUCUUCAUUUGCUUGUGCUCAAUGCACUAAGAACUAACUAACUUCUGAUUUCUCAGGGAUAUGUGGGGCUGGGGUUAAAUAUCUACUGAUAUGCCUGCUCCCAGUUUUAAUUCUGUGUUUUCAGGUGAACACUUCAACAUGACUAAGCUAAUUUGUGCCAUCCUUUUGAAAAGUAUAGAACAGAAAUAAUCCAAGUUGACACAAUUUUUAACUUCCAUGGCUCAAUGCUAUGGGAUUCUGAGAUUUGUCGUUUUUUAUAUUUAGCUUUCUCUGACAGAGUGCUCUGGUGGCAUAACAAACUACCAAAUGCAGAAUUCCAUAGCUUUGAGCCAUAGUAAUUAAAGUGGUGCCAAACGGGAUUAUUUCUGCAGUGUGGGUGAAGCCUAAAUAAGGUUAUUGAAUGAAGUUGGUAGUAAGUGUUGCAUCAAACAAAUGUUUCUUUAACUGGGUAAGAAAGAAAAAUCUAUAACUUCAUUCAGACAUUUGUCAUUUGAUAACUAUCCAGGACAUGUAGACUAUUCCCACCCCAUAGAGGCUGACACACCUGCAAGUUAUGUCCCCUGGCCAACCAUGCAUCAGUUGGGGAACAUAACUGAUAUGCACAUUAGUGACUAUGUAGCAGGACUAGAUCGUGUUUUCUGAACAGCCACUUCAUGCAUUUGACACCCAUUGAUGCCAAACAAAUCUUACACAUUUUGCUUAGAAAAAGGAACAAUAGGAGGAGGUAUACCAAGUUAUGCUCCUGGAGAAAGUGGAUGGGAAGAUGGUAUUCUCUUUCUGUCAUAAUCCUAGAACUCAGGGUCAGUCACAAACUGAAUGGCGAGUAUCAAGGCAGAUGAAGAUAAGUGCUUCUUACACAGUGCAUUGUUAAAACAAGGAACUUGUUACUGCAAGAUGUUAUGAUGGCUGUCAAUUUGGAGAGUUUUAAAGAGGAAUUGGACAAACUGAUAAGGUUAUUGAGCAGUGAUUAGUCAUGAUCAAUGUACAUUCCUUCCAGUACCAGGUGCAGAGUGCCUCUGUAUAUCACUUGCUAGUGAAUAUAAGACGGCACAGUUGCACUUACCAUCCUACUGUGGACAUCUAGUUAUUACUGAAUGAACAAAGCCUUUGCUCUAAUCUUCCAUAUGGCUCUUCUUACGUUCGAUGUUAUGUUCUUUUAUCAACCCUGACCCAAGAAAUGUUGAUUCAAAAAUGUGUCUAUGAAAUUCAGCAGAACAUAUUUUCUUACAGGUUAUGCUUAGUGGUAUGACCUUGUUUGCCAUUAUUACCACUGUCAUUUUGGCCUGUAAAUAUUAUUUUUAUAUGCAUUUAAUAAAUAUUUGUUUAUUGAAA